Messenger RNA from Chenopodium quinoa (quinoa), 2138 nucleotides. RefSeq names its product 3-ketoacyl-CoA synthase 10-like. Lineage: Eukaryota; Viridiplantae; Streptophyta; Magnoliopsida; Caryophyllales; Amaranthaceae. Gene Ontology annotation, biological process: fatty acid biosynthetic process. The record is from RefSeq and is a predicted model, not a curated record. The transcript is spliced from 3 exons. The coding region runs from base 306 to 1841 and encodes 511 amino acids. Gene Ontology annotation, cellular component: membrane. Gene Ontology annotation, molecular function: acyltransferase activity, transferring groups other than amino-acyl groups.
CUUUUCAUGCGCUAUCAUGCAUAUAAACCCUUUUGGUUUGUUAUCAACUUCCUAUCUCCUUUUUGUUGUUGUUUUUAAGCCUCAACGUCAUUUAUUUCAAUAUUAAAAUAUUUCUAUGAAUUUUACAUGUCACUCAAUUCUUGUUUAACAUGUUAAAUUAAUUUAUGCUAUAUUACAAUUUAGUUUUUCUAACCACCCACACUCUCAUAUGUCAUUGUCUUACAGGCCGAGAAGUUUCCCUUACAUACACCCACACUCUCAAAUUUUCUAUUUCUUUUUUUCUUAUUCUUUUAAGUUAAGCUAGUAUGUCAACCAAGAUGGAGAAUUUCUCCACAGAUAUUGUCAAUACCGGAGUUGAGAAUGAAGGUCCUUAUGCAGGGUCCCUUAAUUUUUCAGUUAGGGUUCGACGAGGUUUACCCAACUUUCUUAACUCGGUGAAUCUUAAAUAUGUGAAGCUUGGAUACCAGUAUUUGAUUAGCCAUGGUUUGUACAUUGUCACCGCGCCACUUUUAGCCUUAAUCGUUGGUGCCCAUCUAGGAAAACUCAUAUGGGAUGACUAUGACCACAACUAUGAUUUUUCUAGUUCCAUUUUAUUUCUAGGUCUUCUUUACUUGGUUGAUUUUACCUAUAAUUUCCUUCUUCCAAGACCUACCUACUUAAUUGAUUUUGCUUGUUAUUCACCACCAAAGGAGCUUAAGGUUUCAAAGAAGGAGUUCAUUGACUUGGCUAGAAAAUCAGGCAACUUUGAUGAAAAAACAUUAGGGUUUCAAGAAAAAGCCCUAAAAUAUUCUGGCAUUGGAGAUGAAACAUGUUUGCCUAAGGCAAUAUUUCAGCCUGGAUUCAAGAGAUCUCUCAAGCAAUCUAGAGAAGAAGCAGCAACGGUUAUUUUCGGAGCUAUUGAUGAUCUCUUCGCAACUACAAAAAUCAAUCCAAGAGACAUUUCUAUACUCAUUGUAAAUUGUACUACACUUAACACUACACCAUCUCUUUCUGCUAUGGUAAUUAACCAUUACAAGCUUAAGCAUAAUGUUCAAAGCUUUAAUCUUGGUGGUAUGGGUUGUGCUGCCGGAGGUGUGGCCAUUGACAUGGCUCAAGACCUCUUGAAUGUUUAUCCAGGCUCAUACGCGCUUGUUGUUAGCACGGAGAUCAUUAGCCAUUCUUGGUAUACAGGAAAAGAACUAGAUAUGGUGCUCCCAAAUUGCUUCCUUAGGAUUGGAGGUGCUGCUAUGCUGCUCUCAAAUCGUCGCCUUGAUCGUUGGAGGGCCAAGUAUGAGUUGAAACAGGUUGUUCGCACUAAUAAAGGCAUGGACAAUAGGAGCUUCAAGAGCAUAUACUUGAAAGAAGACGCCGAAGGGCAGCUAGGCAUCUCAGUAAGCAAAGAUGUGUUAGAAGUUGGUGGAAAUGCAGUCAAGGCUAACAUCACCACCCUAGGGCCACUAGUCCUACCAUUCACCGAACAAUUUCAAUUCUUCACCACUUUGCUACGUAACAAAACCUCGUCUAGGCCUUACAUACCGAACUUCAAGCAAGCAUUUGAUCAUUUUUGCAUCAUUGCAACAAGCAAGAAAGUGCUCGAUGAAUUCGAGAAGAACUUAGAGCUCACGACGGAGUACAUGGAACCAUCAAGGAGAACAUUGGAGAGAUUUGGUAACACUUCUAGUAGUAGUGUUUGGUAUGAGUUAGCUUAUUUGGAAGCUAAUAAAAAGAUGAAAAGAGGUGAUAGAGUUUGGCAAAUAAGUUUUGGAUCUGGUAUUAAGUGCAAUAGUCUUGUGUGGAGGGCUCUUAGGAACAUUGAAAGGCCUAACAAGAGUCCAUGGUUUGAUCAAGAAGACUCCAUUUAAAAAGUUUUAUUGCAAAGAUAGAAUAAAAUGGAGAAUGUAUACAAAUGGUGUGAUGAAAAUUUGCAUUAUUUUUAAGAAUACAAUUAUAAAUUGGCAUUUUUUUUCAAGUGUAAUAAAUUUAGAAAUGGAACAUAAUUAUUGUAUUAUUAGUACGUAAAGUUAUUUAUUUUUAUCCAUAUAUUAUAGAAAAUAUGAAACAUAAGUGUAUAGCAUGGAGUUUUAUCUAAUUUUCUUUGUUGGAACGCUGUGUACGCGUCAACCAACUUUAAAAACAAUAAUACUUACUCCCUUUAUUCU